GUGUGUGAGGUGGCGGGGUUGUUGAGGAUAAUGUGCCGUCAUGCUGCUGGCGUUUGCUUGUCAGGAAGGACUCGAAAUCUUUUGGAAAAGGAAGGAUGAGGAGUGCGGAGGCGGUCGCUGCUGCUGCUGGGGUCGUGGUGCUGCUGCUCCUGGCGUCGCGACAAGUGGUGGCGGGAGACGCUCAUGACAGCGACGACAAGGACAGUGGCAACGUUUUGAUCAUUGCGCUGGGCCGAAGUGGCAGCACCCUCACGACAGAGCUGCUCGCAGCUGCCACAAAGGGGUUUGUGUUCAACGAGCCUUGGCGCCGCACAGCCACAUACGCUCGACACUACCAAAUUGCCACGGCCGACCUCCCACAGCACUUGCAGUUCUGGUAUCAAAGCAUGUACGACUGCACCGUGUUUUCCAACAUGACGACGCUGCUGAGGCUUGUGGCCUACCGCCACAGUUGCUUUGGUGGCUUUGCUCAUCUUGACGAUGACUUUCCAACCCGCUGCACGGAGCAUCGCCUCACAAAAGAGGACAAAGCCCAGCUGUACCAACUCUGCACUCGGGCGCCGGCUCGGAUCAUCAAGACCAUCCGCUUCCGCAACGAGCUCAUGCUCAUGCCAAAGAUUGAGGGCCUUCGCAUUGUCCACCUCAUCCGUCGUCCAUUUCACAUCGCCAAGGGGCAAUAUCUGCUUGGUUGGCCGUUCAAAGGACAGUUCUCCAAAGCUGCAAGCGCCGUCCUUGCACAAGCACAUCCUCAACUAUCCCCACACGAACUCAACCUCGGAGGGAUUGCAUUGGACAAGACGCUCGACUCGCCACACAUUGUUGUCAAAUACGAGGACAUUCUAGCGCAUGGACCAGACAUGUUGGGGCAGCUCGUGGACUUUGUCAUGCCACACCACAGCGCAACCGAGGCCGACAUCACCGCCGUCUAUCGCAACGUGUCACAGCACACAUUUGUCAACUUCAAGAAGCUCGACCCACUCAUGCGGACGGCUGCGCUCCUUGGUGAUGACGAGUGGGAACGCCUGGCGCUGGCGCACUCAAAAUCAUGCAGACACGUAUAUCGGCGGUUUGGGUACAUGGCACCACACCUCAAGGUGGCGCCGAGGAACAGAACAACCACUCUCGACAACAUGGAUCGCUGAUCGAUUGCAGAUCGUGCUGUCACGAUUGUGACCACCCACUGGGCCCUCUCGCUUUGCAAGCUAGGAUAUUACUUUUGAUUUAGCGAGUUCUUGGUUCAAUUCAAGGCGAGCUGAUGCUUGAGCUCGCACGUUGAUGGUCAGCCUGCAGCAGCCCGGCAGCAGCACCACCACCGCACGAUGCGACUGCAUUGAUUUGCAUUGAGCAGCCACCAACACACACGCACACGCACACACACGCACACACACGCACACACGCACGCACGCACACAACACAUACGUGCAUCUGUGCGCUUGAGUGGGUUCUGUACUCGUGGACGGAUGGCAGAAUUGGCUGUGGCGGUGCACUAUUGGAGGGGCGACGUUGAGUGACGAGAACAGCGAGAUAGGAACGAAGACGAGCAGACAACCAACGAGGACGAGAAUGGGAAAGGGGGAAGCUGUCGCUACAGCAGCAGCAGCAGCAGCAGCAGAACCAAGCGGCCAUCACCCAAACGAGCAGCAGCAGCAACAGCGGCAGCAGCAAUCACGUGCUUCUGCUGAGGAUGGAGAGGACGGUACGGAGUUGGACAGAGAUGCUGAGCGCCAUAUCCCGGGAGAACUUGCUGUUGUCGAGCGGGCAGGCGAACUUCCGGCCGCGGCCGCUGCGACGGAGCGACGACGUGCGCAUGAGCCGCUGGCAGCAGCCGGCACACAGGGCGUGGCCGCAGGGCAGCGUGACGGGGUCGACCAGCAGGUGGCUGCACACACUGCACCGCAACGCAUCCCCCAAUUCAGCCUGGAGCGGUGUCAGUGUUUGUUGCUUGUGCUGCAUGUGCUGGUGCUCAUCAUCACCACCGCAGUUGCCUGCCUCGUCCAUGUCCCCAUCUCCUCCACACUCGGACGUGACGCUGCGGGCGGGGGCGCACGUGCUGCUGUUUCGGCCCGUGUCUGCCGUGCUCGCACUCUCACCCUCGUCAUUGUCAUCAGCGUCAUCAUCAUCAUCAUCGUCGUCGUUGUCGCUGCUGCUGUUGUCGUUGUUGUCGUUGUUGCCACCGCUGGCCCCGAGUGACGUCCGUGCCCGUGCCACCUGUACCUGUCGUCGUGGCGUGGGCGCCAACACAGCCUGUUGCUGUAGCUGCUGUUGCUGUUGCUGUAUGUGGUGUGUUAGUUGCGUGUGCUGGAUAGCCUGAUUGGUCGAGGCUGCAGUUGUUGGUGACGUGGCGGGCAGUGCUCCCUCCUGACUGCUGGCGGUUGGCUGCCCUGCUUGCUGCUGCGGGACGCGUGUGUCUGUUUGAUGCUGGUCACUCUCCUCGUCGCACCGAAGCAUCCGCUCUACGACAGCACAUAAAACAUAUGGAUGGCAG
Molecule: messenger RNA, 2485 nt
Organism: Salpingoeca rosetta
Lineage: Eukaryota; Choanoflagellata; Craspedida; Salpingoecidae
Exons: 14
Coding region: 96-1142 (348 amino acids)
Source: RefSeq, a predicted model, not a curated record